AUGAAGCCGGAAAACAUGCUUAAUGAGGAGUUGAGCGGUCUGGAAGGCUGUAGGAAGCUUUCUGAGGGGAACAAGGUGGCAGGACUUCGAAAAACGAUCAACUAUGCUCCAACACCAGAAUCUGAAGCAUCCACCUCUAGGAUAAACUGCUUAGUCGGAUCAGAUCGGAGCAUCUCCGCUGUGAUUGGAGGAGAUGUUACUCUGCCAUGCAAGGCUGAGGGGUACAUGCCCUUUAAAGUGGUGGAGUGGAGCCGACCUGGAGAACACCUAGAAUAUGUUCUCAUCCUAAGAAACAAAAACUUAGACCCAAAAAUCCCCAAACCGGGCUACAAGGGCAGAGUGGAGCUGAAGGACCUACAGAACGGAGACGUUUCUCUGGUUCUGAGGAACGUGACGUCUGAAGACAGCGGAACAUAUGAGUGUUAUGUUCUAAAAAAAACAGUCCGCAGGAAGAGAGCCAUUAAACCAAUCAGCACCAUCACACUCAACGUUCUUCGUCCUCUGGGAUCCGAUCAUGAAAGCCAAGAUGAUGGAGGAAACAAAGAUGGUUCUGAUGGUCUGACAGGUGUUGGACUCAUUGGACUGUGUGUUGGGCUGGUGUCUGUCGCAGCUGUGAUUGUGUCUGCUGUCAGUGCCGUGUUGCUCCUGAAAAAGAAGAAGAAAAGAGUACCUUCAUCCCCCAUUUAUAUUCAAGUUGACAGCCUUCAGGAGCUUUCACCAACAGGUGUAGAUAAGAGCGGUCACUUUCCACUUCUUUCACAUCAUUGUAAACCAGCCAUUGGGGAGACAGGAUGUUGCCCUAAUGCCGGUCCCAAGCCCGGACAAAUGGGGAGGGUUUAGUCAGGAAGAAAAUACUUUUAGUUUAAUAAAACAAAAGAAAAAACAAUGCCUUUUUUCUAAUAGAAAGUGAAACUUCAUAAAAAACUUCCAGACUAAACUCCUCCCACUUCUGUAAAGGAAGAUUAAGCAAAGAAAAAAAAAA
This is a messenger RNA of Cyprinodon tularosa, 982 nucleotides long. RefSeq lists its product as uncharacterized. Bases 1 to 840 code for a protein of 279 amino acids. NCBI's taxonomy places the organism in Eukaryota, Metazoa, Chordata, Actinopteri, Cyprinodontiformes, Cyprinodontidae. The record is from RefSeq and is a predicted model, not a curated record. The transcript is spliced from 5 exons.